Molecule: messenger RNA, 1299 nt
Organism: Chanos chanos (milkfish)
Lineage: Eukaryota; Metazoa; Chordata; Actinopteri; Gonorynchiformes; Chanidae
Product: 60S ribosomal protein L3-like
Exons: 10
Coding region: 1-1299 (432 amino acids)
Biological process (GO): translation
Cellular component (GO): cytosolic large ribosomal subunit; ribosome
Molecular function (GO): structural constituent of ribosome; RNA binding
Source: RefSeq, a predicted model, not a curated record
AUGACUCUUAGAUCAGCACUUGCUCCUGUCUCUUUCUGCCUCUCCCUGGGACUGUGUGAACAACCAUGGUUAUCUCACCGUAAAUUUCAUGCGCCUCGUCAUGGGCACACGGGCUUCCUGCCCCGUAAGCGGAGUAAAAAACACAGGGGCAGAGUACGCAGCUGGCCUAAAGAUGACCCGAGUAAACCAGUCCACCUGACUGCCUUUCUCGGCUAUAAGGCUGGUAUGACACACACUCUGAGAGAGGUACACCGCACGGGAAUGAAGAUAUCCAAGAGAGAGGAGGUAGAGGCAGUCACAAUCAUUGAGACUCCACCUGUGGUAGUGGUGGGAGUUGUGGGAUACAUUGAGACCAUCAAGGGUCUGCGGGCCUUCAAGACCAUCUUUGCUGAGCAUAUCAGUGAUGAGUGCAGACGGAGAUUCUACAAAAACUGGUAUAAGAGCAAGAAGAAGGCCUUUACCAAAUACAGCAAGAAAUGGCAAGAUGAAACUGGCAAGAAACAGCUGGAGAAAGACUUUGCCCUUAUGAAAAAGUACUGCUCAGUCAUUCGAGUCAUUGUCCACUCUCAGAUGCGUCUCUUGUCACUGAGACAAAAGAAGGCUCACAUUAUGGAGGUCCAGCUGAACGGGGGUUCUCUGGCAGAGAAGGUGGACUGGGUCAGAGAGAGGCUGGAGCAGCCCGUACCUGUGUCUGCUGUCUUCGCCCAGAAUGAGAUGAUUGAUGUCAUAGGGGUCACCAAAGGUCAUGGUGUCAAGGGGGUGACAAGCCGCUGGCACACAAAGAAGCUGCCCAGAAAAACACACAAGGGCCUGCGUAAAGUGGCCUGUAUCGGAGCUUGGCAUCCGUCCCGUGUGGGUUACACUGUCGCCCGUGCUGGUCAGAAAGGCUACCACCACCGCACUGAACUAAACAAGAAGAUCUAUCGUAUUGGAAAAGGAAUUCAUGUCCAAGAUGGUAAAGUGAUCAAAAAUAAUGCCUCCACCAACUAUGACACCACUCAGAAAACCGUCACCCCAAUGGGUGGAUUCCCUCGUUAUGGGAAUGUGAACAAUGACUUUGUGAUGGUGAAGGGCUGUGUGGUGGGUGCAAAGAAAAGAGUUCUUACCCUUAGAAAGUCUCUGCUGGUGCACACAUCACGUAAGGCACAGGAGAACAUUGAGCUGAAGUUCAUUGACACCACCUCCAAGUUUGGUCACGGCCGCUUCCAGACUCCCCAAGAGAGAAUGGCCUUCAUGGGCCCACUGAAGAAGGAUCUGAUAAAGAAAGCAUCUGAGGCCCAGACUCAGGAGACACUGUGA